AAAUAACGAAGGGCAAAGUCAACCUCGAGGGAAUUUGAACUCGGGACGCAUAUUUAUCCGGGGUGUUAAUGAUUCUGCCAGCUCGCCACCUUUAUAAUCAAUAAGUAAAUAAAUAAAUUAAAUUAAAACAAAAGACGGUUAUAGUGAAGUUGAGCAAAUUUUUUUUGUCCCCUUAAAAUCUCUUUGAAGCAAAGACUUCACCAGGUGGUGCUAAGUUAUAUAGGUUACCCAAAACAUUAAUGGGUUUAUGGCCAAUAAUUACAAGUCCGAGAUGUUUCUUUUCUCGAAUCAUCUAAUAUCAACAGUGAGGUGCGGGGACGUGAAUGAUGAUAAACAUUUAAUUCGUCAGCGAUCUGGUUUUCUUAACGUCCCCAGUGUUUCGAACUGAAAAAAAAAAAAAAAAAAAAAAAAAAAAAAAAACUUCUAGAUCGACACAACUACACACAAGGUAACUGAAUCAAUUGUAGUAAUCUCGCAUGAGAUUUCUAACUCGAAUCCAAGAACAAAGUGUUAAUUUUAACUUUCAUGGAAACUCUGACUGGUUCCAGAAUCUGCAAAUAUUCAUUUUGAUGCGGGAUCGUGGAUAAAAAUGUUUUCCGAAGAGGAGGAAAGUAUGGGGGAACUAUUGAUAGAGAAUCCCACACCUCGUAGGACAGGAAGAGGUCCAGUCCCAGUGUGUGGUUCGUUGGGCAAGUGUCUUCUACUAUAGCCCCAAGUUGACCAAAGCCUUAUGAGUGGAUUUAGUCAAAAGAAAUGAAAAGAAACCCAUCAUAUAUAUAUAUAAUACCGUUUGGAAAUUGGCGUUGAUUCAGAGUCAGUGAUCAGCUCUGACGAAGCCGUGAAAUAUCACAGUUGGCUUUUCUUUUACUCCAAGAUGCCUUCCAUCAAAACCAUUGUGGAACCCCUCCUAUUUUUGUACAUGUUCACACAAUUUAUGAACGCAACAGUAUUUCAAAAUUUACUUUACAGCCGAAUAUGUUUACAAAAUUUCAAUGCAUCUAUAUGUUCCGUCCUGUCCAAUGGGUCAUUUGUUUCAGAAGAAAACUAUGUACAAGGACAAACUUCAAAAUGGAUUUUAUACUGCAACAUUGUACUUCUAAUUCCUUCUACAUUUGUUAGUUUCUUUUUUGGUCCAUUUAGUGAUAAAGUCAGUCGCAAAAUUGUUAUCAUUCUUCCUAUUAUAGGAAAUGUAUUGUUGUUUUGUGUGUGUGCAUUAGUUUCUUACUUCGAAAAUACACCCUUAGGGUAUAUUCUUUUGGGUUAUUUUCUCUCUGGGAUUUUGGGAGGCUACAUUGGGAUGCUGAUGGCUAUUUUAAGUUAUGCCACUCAUGUCACAGAUGUUAAAUUCCGUACUAUUCGCAUUGGAAUUGUUGAGUCGAUGAUAUUUUUCGCUGGAACCAUAGGUGUAUUUCUGUCUGGUAUCCUUUUAAAAUAUAUUGGUUUUGUUUGGGUCUAUGUACUAAUGGCUGGCUGUUGUAUUGUUGCUAUAAUUUAUUGCAUCAUUAUCAUCGAAGAUAUAAACACUAGUGGAGAAUCCGUGUACAAAAAUUUGUUAACAAUUUUCAAAAUUCAACACCUUAAGGAUUUAAUAUCAUUUAUCACUAAACCACGGAACUCAGAUGUACGUAUUGUUUUGUUCCUGUCAAUUACUGUUAUUGGAGUUAUGAUGUUCUUGAUAAUGGGUGAAAUGGACAUCAAUCUGUUGUAUCUGCGGCACUCACCAAUCUCAGCAACUAUAAUUGAAGUCGGAUAUUUUGUGGCAAUUGAGAGUGCUGUUCGAGGAGUAUCUUUGGUAGUUUUGCUCCCAUUGUUAAAGAAAUUCUUGAACCCAAAUGACUUCUUCUUAUGUAUUGCUGGUUUGAUUUCAAGAGCAGCUGCUUCUAUUACAUUGUCAUUAAUUCGAGUCAAACGCCUUAUAUAUUUUGUUCCAUUUAUUAGCCUUUUCCUGGGAUUUUCCUCUGUAGCAAUGCGAGGAGUAUGUUCGUCUUUUGUACUAAAAGAAGAGCAAGGGAAACUAUUUACCAUUAUAUCUUGUCUACAAAAUAUCACGUCUUUGAUUGCUUCUCUAAGUUUUAAUGAAAUAUACAGUGCUACAGUUGCAAUCGACCCAGGAAUUUGCUACUACGGGUCUGCUGGAAUAAGUAUCUUGCUGGUUUGCCUUACUUUGUUUUUGUGGACACGGCAUAGAAGAAUAAAGAGCUACACAAUACUUCAAGAAACUGAUGUCCCUGCCCAUGGGGAAACAUAACCAGUCUAUGUUUAAUUUUCAUGAUUUUCAAAAGUGGUGUGAGAUGAAAGAGCCUGGAGUUAUACUGAUUUGUUACUCAUACACACAAUCUUAUAUUAUAAAAGAGCCGAUCUCUGUCUGUCCAUCUAUCACAACAUCUAUUAGAGGGAGGGAAGAAGGGGAGAAGAAAAAGCCGUUGAGAGAGAAGUACAGUGAGAGAGAGAGAGAGAGAGAGAGAGAGUGUGUGUGAAUGAUAGAUAGUUAGAUAGGGAGUGUUAUCACCAUAUUAACAAGUUUUAAUUAAAAAUCUGGAAAUUUUGAGUGCAAGUCUGUCAACACAAUGCAACAGACUUCAGAAAAAUAACUAUAUUUAGUUAUUUUCUUGGUUGGUCGUGUGUGUGUAUGUGUAUUUAUGUAUGUCUUUCAACAUAUAGACAAUGCAACAGAUUUUUCACGAUAAUGAUAGGUUGUUGUUGAGAGAGAGAAAUAGUGUGUGUGUGAAAGGUAGUAUUAAAAUUUAAUUCAAAGCAAAAAAAAAAAAAGCAGGUUGUUGAGCAUUCCAAUGUGAUCAUUGCAGCAGGCUUCUGUUGAAGGUAGCAAAGUGACAAAUAACAACUAAACUGUAUAUAAUAGUGUGGUUGGAAAAAGUGAGUCUGUCAUUAAAUUUCGAACAAUUUUCUUUAAAAACUGUUUUUCUUUUUCUGAAACCAGCCUUAUUUAGCUUUGGAAACAUAACCGGUGCAAAAAUUUCUCAUUAUUUUUAUAUAAUUGUAUAGUGCUGUAUAUAGAACAUGGCAUAUAACCAAUGCUUAGAAUUAUAUGUGAUUUUUCAUAUUUAUCUAUUGAUAUUCCAAGCAAUAAAUAAACAAGAGUGGCAAUAGGUUUUUACAUUUCUUCAGUACAUUCUUAUACAUAUUUCACUAAAAUGAAAAUGUCCAUUAUUAAAUGUAUUAUCUUACAAUCAGAUUACAUCAUGCAGUCAUCAGAGUUUAUGUAACAAAUGAAAAAUUGGCCUUAAUACUUUAUAACAGCUCACCUGAUACGUGAUUUCAUCAGAAUCUUUUAUGUCUAGGAUCAGAAGGGACAUAACACAAUAACAUUGAAUGGUUAAUUACUGAAAUCAAUAUAACUUAUAACCUAUUAUUGUCAUCAUCAUCAUCAUUUUAAUGACCAUGUUUCCAUGCUUGCUUGGAUCACAUGGAGUUCUCAGGUUGAAUUUUUUAUGGGCAAAUGCCCUUCUUGUCACCAACUCUCACUUGAAUUCAUCAAAGUAAACCCUCUCUCUCUCUCACUAUAUCUCUCUCUCAUAUAUAUAUAUAUAUAUAUAUAUAUAUAUAUAUAUAUAUAUAUAUAUAUAUAUAUAUAUAUAUAUAUAUAUAUAUAUAUAUAUUCUGCUUAAUUGUAUAUAGUUUUGGUGUUAGAAAUUUUACGGUAAAAGAUUUUGAUUAUAUUACACUUGUAAUAAUAAAAAAAAAUAAUAAAGCAGUAUAUUUUAUGUA
Messenger RNA from Octopus bimaculoides (California two-spot octopus), 3726 nucleotides. Its product is annotated as lysosomal proton-coupled steroid conjugate and bile acid symporter SLC46A3. Gene Ontology annotation, cellular component: membrane. Gene Ontology annotation, molecular function: transmembrane transporter activity. Gene Ontology annotation, biological process: transmembrane transport. The record is from RefSeq and is a predicted model, not a curated record. Lineage: Eukaryota; Metazoa; Mollusca; Cephalopoda; Octopoda; Octopodidae.